AAAUCUAAAUCCUAAUAUCCAUUAAACCCAGAAGAAACAUUUGCAGAUUCAGUUCUCCCACCAAAUUGCUUCGCUGAUGCAUUCGCAUUAGGGUUUUCUCUCGCCACUCAAAUCUUUUCGUUUUCUCCCAGAUCUCGUCUUCUUUGUUCUUUCUUUCUUGUUCUUUCCCGUUGCUAAGGCAAAAUUUCUCGGUUGUUUCACUCAGAAGAAAAGAUCAGGAUCUGGACUGUAUCUGGGUUUGUCUUCUUGUUGCUUCCGGGUUUCAGAAAAAGCUUAUCGAUGUGGGAACGCCAAUGAGCUUCUCUGUAAACCUUGAUGCCUUGUGUAUUUGUGGCUAAAGGAUAUCGGGGUUUGUUCAAAAAAGGGAACGAUUAUUCGAUCGGGUGAAAAUGGAGCGUAAUACCGAGAAUUGCCUUCCUACGGAAGACAAACCUCUCGAGCAUUCAAAGCAGGUCAAAUACAUGAAGAGCACGGUCGGAAAGCAUAGCGGAAACUCCACCACGUUUGUGAAUCAGGGUGCAAAGUUGUGGCAAGAGAACAGGAAAAAGUGGGUGGGAGACCAAUCCAGACGAAGAAAAACCGCAAAGGAUCCAAUCAUAAGCUGGUCCACGGCCUAUGAAGAUCUUCUCUCAACCCAUGAACCUUUCUCUCAGCCGAUCCCUUUACCCGAGAUGGUGGACUUCCUGGUCGAUAUAUGGUACGACGAAGGCCUCUACGAUUAGAUCGAAACAAGACAACGAGCCAUGAAGUUGUCGGAUUACAGCCAUCUGAAUCAAGACUCUGCAAAGAAAGUUUCAAGAUGAAAGCCUCUAUUUUUUUUAUAUUCUUUAUGUUGAUAGAUAUAAAAAUAAUCCCUUCAUUUUUGUAAUAGAUCUGGUUAGAUACAUGUUAUAAAUCAUCCCUUGUGUUUUACAUACCAAAGCUGAAAUAAGAACAAUCCAUGAGAACAA
This is a messenger RNA of Tarenaya hassleriana, 950 nucleotides long. RefSeq lists its product as uncharacterized. Lineage: Eukaryota; Viridiplantae; Streptophyta; Magnoliopsida; Brassicales; Cleomaceae. The record is from RefSeq and is a predicted model, not a curated record. Bases 390 to 722 code for a protein of 110 amino acids. The transcript has 6 exons.